AUGGACAGGAACGGGACCUGGAAGCACACCGACAGCCGGACAAUGAGCCACAGGGAAGUGAGGCCUACAGACCUGAGGCCUAAGAAGCAGAGACUCCACGUCACCAGGCCCAGGACAAACCACAUGGCGCAAUCCUUCCACAACAAGGCUAAAGGUAGGACCUCCAAUAUGGACGGUGGGGCUCACUAUGGGGAGACUGUUGCUCAAUGUGACCUAGGCCACAGAGAGGAAAAUCCAGAGGGCUCACACAAUAACACUUACACCCACAACUCCUUACCUGAGGAGAGAGGUAGAGUUAAAAGACAAACUAAGAUAAAACAGGUGCUAGAUCCUAAUACAAGAGACCUGGCUAAAAAGUAUUUUAAACUCAUCCAAGCCAUUCAUCAUAAAAACAUUACUGACCGGGCCAUAUCUACCGGCACUCCUCCCGCAGGCAUGAUGAGGCAGGUCAGAAAGCUGUCCGGGUUCAUCAAACCAGCAAGUCCUACAGAGGAAGUUAAAAACAAAAUCACCACUAACACCAACAAGUGGAUGGAGGAAAACCUGGUUAUUUUACGGGAUCACUACGCUAACAUCAUUUCUCAAUAUAGCCCAAUAAAUAGAAACAAUAUUGCACUUCAAGUGGCAGUAAACUGGGCUGAAAAACGGUACAGGGGCAGGCUUGCUCCCACUACAGCCACGACAGUUGAGCGGGUACUGGCCGCAGCAGCAACAGCAGUGCAGAACCCAGAUCCUCAUUACACUCCUCCUUCUGUCUUAUUGUCAAACCAGCCUUUGCUUUCCAACAGAGAUUCAGAAGAGGAACCACCAACAGUCUCCAAGCCACUGGACGUAAAGAGCAGGGAGCAAUUUCCACCGCUACCCAGGCCCAGUAGGAAUUUACAAACUCUCUGUCUGGGCAAUAGGCCCACUCUGCAGCAGCAGGUGAUGGCAGCUCCACAAACUCAAAUCCAGAACCAGCCACAAGCUGAAUCAGCCACCACAAGCACGGACACACGGUCUAACCAGACCCACUAUGUGCUGCAACAAACCUCCAAACUGACCAGGAGGAAUUUCAAGUCUCAUAAUAGCUCAGCUUUAAAGACUCUCUCCCCUUUAAAGGUGCUGGAGUCUGCUCCCUGCUCUCGACUUCCUCCUCGCCAUCACCGUCCUCCUCCACUUGCUGCCUCCUCCCCUUCGCCUGUCACCAACCUUUCUCCACAGGGCCCUGAUCAGGACCAGUUUUCAAUAUCCCAGCUGACCCUUCACUUUUCAUUAGACUCUCCUCCGGCACCGAGUGUAAUUAAUGAUCCUUCCUUUACAGAACAGACGCCAUACCACCCCAUUAAGUCCAGUGUCUGUGAUCCCGGAGGGGAAAUUUACCAACCACAGGCAACGAAUCGUAAACAGGGCUUACAGAAUCCCACAGGACCGGUUCAGAACCAGAGCAGAUAACAUCCAUUGGACCACGGCCACGGCACACAGCAUCUUCGACCUCUGGUGUCAAAAGCUGAGCUUAAAUUUACAGUAGGCCCCAACUCCAACCAGAGCACUGAGGUCAGGAGGCUCGAGCCUCCUGCCUCACACACGCACAACAGAAGGGAGGACAGUGGCUCUUCCCACUCAAAUGUCCUCAACCUUUCUGAGCUCUUUUGGCCAACUGCCGCACAGCUGAGCCUGCUGGAGAGGGGCCUGACAUUUGUUCCACAAGACACACACACAGACAUAGACAGACGGUGCUUGGCCUUAAAUCGGCCACAAGAGGGCGCCAUUAGCAACCUCUCAAAACACCUCACCAUUUCUGGCCUCGAAUGGCAGGCCAACUGGACGGAUGGGCAGCGGAAAAGAAGAGAGCAGCACUGGAUACAAAUGUUGGGCACCACAACGCCAACAGGCUUAAAUGAAAAACAAUAAAGCAACUUUGAAUUCAGAAUUAGACACAGAGUGGGGAGAGGAAGAGAUACUCGAACUAGAAAAGCGUAUAAGAAACAAAACAAAAAGUACCGUUUCUUGACAGAUGAGAGGGGUAUAGCCAACUUCCAUACAGCUUCCUGUGUGACAGAGAGGGAGAGGCAUUACAAAUUGAACAUGAGCUUAAUAUUUGUUUUUUUCUUCUUUUUAAUUAUGGGAUCACUUUACAUAUAUAUAAUAUAUUGCAUGAACCUUCUAUUAUCUAUUGUCUAUUAAUAAUGAAUGUGGACUUUAUUGCACAUAGAGUGAAUGAAUGUUGACCAAAACAUCUUAAUGGUUGCCAUUUGCAUGACCCUACUGGCAUUGUUAUUCCUAAACAGAGGCCCAAGCACUUACCUUUUUGUUGGCACUUGAUUGAGGAUUACCCCCUCAUCAUAUUUAUUGUUAUUUAUUCCAAAGCAUCUAUGAUCCAAAGGAUAAUAAAUGAUAUUGCAUGACCUCUCUUUUUCUAUUAAUAAUGAAUGUUGAUUUUAUUGCAUGCAGAGUGAAUUAAUGAAGAUAAUGGCACUUAAUAACUAUUACUUUAUUUGCAUAGUCUAUACUCUUAAUUCUUA
Messenger RNA from Betta splendens (Siamese fighting fish), 2504 nucleotides. RefSeq lists its product as uncharacterized. Lineage: Eukaryota; Metazoa; Chordata; Actinopteri; Anabantiformes; Osphronemidae. The transcript has 2 exons. The coding region runs from base 1 to 1434 and encodes 477 amino acids. The record is from RefSeq and is a predicted model, not a curated record.